Hypoxylon trugodes is the source of this 1093-nucleotide messenger RNA. RefSeq lists its product as uncharacterized. The record is from RefSeq and is a predicted model, not a curated record. The coding region runs from base 490 to 723 and encodes 77 amino acids. The transcript has 2 exons. NCBI's taxonomy places the organism in Eukaryota, Fungi, Ascomycota, Sordariomycetes, Xylariales, Hypoxylaceae.
AAAUAAACAAACUAGUUCUCUUCUACAAAUAUUUGGUGCAAAGAUCUAAUUAUAAUGCUGCUUCGCGAAAAAAGGUGUGAGGACCUCAUGCGGCGCAAUCGCCAAAACGAGGCUCCUUCACGAAUCGCACCCAAGAUCUCAACAGUGGGCCACCAACCCCUGAAUUCUCCCUAUUCCUCAUCGAUGAUUGGCCAUCUCCAACCAGUCGACUCUGCCGCAGGUCUGAAACGCACGAGUUUCACAGGGAUCGUCGCCAUCGUCAGUUUCUAAAAGUGAAGCUAUCAUCACUUUGCCCUCCCUCUUUUCUCUUCGUUCUAAGUGUGACUGGUGCACCAUAAUUAUCCAAUAUUGCUAGCGCGUAGCCUCCUUCGCUCGUCUAUCCGCUAUAAUCCAUUCGCUCGAAGCACCUCUCGGCUUGAAGUCGAGUACUUUAAAAAACCAACAACCCGAAAGUCGUUGCGAAAAAAAAAAGCCAAAACAUAAUUCAAAAUGUCGGGCCAAUUCGGAUUCAUGGCCAAGCUCGGGGCCACCAACGAAGCCGUCGCCACCCUCAACGACCAACCGUACCUGUUCACAAUUCUAGUUGUCGUCCUCGUCGCGAUUAUCCUUCAGAUCACACUCAUCUGGUACAUCCACUACGCAACCUUGAAGCCCGAGCAGAAGAAAAAGAAGGAGAAGAAGGGCGAUAAGAAGCCCGGAGCGAAGCCACCGGCAGCACGAUAAAGGAUCUAUCAUGAGCCAACUACAGAGCAUGAAUGUGAUUUAAUACUGCCGGUGGUUCUUGGUUUUGACGGCCGCGUCAUUCGAAAUAUCCUACCCACUCAUCCUAUCUUCGCUGAGCAUAUACGAUACAAUGAACCGCGAGACUUAUUAGGGGGGAAGAUAGGUCGCAACCACGAGUCUUAGUAGGCGCGGUCCCCAGGAAGAGUGAUGGGUUUAGAAUUUUGGGAAAUAGGAGGACAAUAGAUUCGAGGAUAAGGGGAUAUUUAGGGGUGCUUCGAUGACAGCGGGCCGCGUCUAGCACUUAUAAUAUUAUGUAUUUACCGUUUAUAUGUUUAUCAAUAUUGUUUAUACAUUUCUAUGUCCUGAGAAU